This is a messenger RNA of Erinaceus europaeus (western European hedgehog), 1160 nucleotides long. RefSeq names its product quinolinate phosphoribosyltransferase (gene QPRT). The transcript is spliced from 4 exons. Gene Ontology annotation, biological process: NAD+ biosynthetic process; quinolinate catabolic process. The record is from RefSeq and is a predicted model, not a curated record. Lineage: Eukaryota; Metazoa; Chordata; Mammalia; Eulipotyphla; Erinaceidae. The coding region runs from base 94 to 1035 and encodes 313 amino acids. Gene Ontology annotation, cellular component: cytoplasm. Gene Ontology annotation, molecular function: nicotinate-nucleotide diphosphorylase (carboxylating) activity.
CUGCCCGCCCCUCCGAAGUCCCACCCCGAAUUGAGGCCUCUUUCAGCUCCGGGUUUGAGCCGGACGGACACUGCAGCCCUGACCUCUGACGGCAUGGACGCUGAAAGCCUGGCGCUCCUGCUGCCCCCCUCCACGCUGGCGGCACUGGCGGAUGACUGGCUCCGAGAGGACUGCCCGGGCCUGGACCCUGGCGCGCUGGCCUCGGGGGCGGCCCCGGCGCAGGCGGCGCUGUGGGCCAAGUCCCCGGGCGUGCUGGCCGGGAGGCCUUUCUUCGAGGCGGUGUUCGCCCGCGUGCAGUGCCAGGUGUCCUGGCUGCUGCCCGAGGGCGCGCGGCUGCGGCCGGUGCAGCAGGUGGCGGAGGUGCGGGGACUCGCGCACCGCCUGCUGCUGGCCGAGCGCGCCGCCCUCAACGCCCUGGGCCGCUGCAGCGGGGUGGCCAGCGCGGCGGCGGCGGCCGUGGAGGCGGCACGGGCGGCGGGCUGGGCGGGGCGCGUGGCCGGUACCCGGAAGACGGCGCCCGGCUGCCGCCUGCUGGACAAGUACGCGCUGCUGGUGGGCGGCGCCGCGGCGCACCGCUACGACCUGGGCUCGCUGCUCAUGGUCAAGGACAACCACGUGGUGGCGGCCGGCGGCGUGGACAAGGCAGUGCGAGGGGCGCGGAAGGCGGCGGGCUUCUCCCUGAAGGUGGAGGUGGAGUGCAGCAGCCUGGAGGAGGCGGCCGAGGCGGCGCAGGCGGGGGCUGACCUGGUCAUGCUGGACAACUUCAAACCCGAGGAGCUGCACGCCACAGCCGCGGCACUCAAGGCCCGCUUCCCCUCCCUGGGCGUGGAGGCGAGCGGGGGCGUCACGCUGGCCAACCUGACCCAGUUCUGUGGCCCCCACAUCGACGUGAUCUCCUUGGGGAUGCUCACCCAGGCCGCGCCCGUGGUUGACUUCUCGCUCAAGCUCUUCCCUGAGGGGGCCACACCCGCACCCUACGCCGUGUGCCCCGGUCCUGAGACCAAGUGUGGACGGUCGAGGGCCUGGGACCCGUAAGAUGACACAGCUUCAAGCCCAGUGGCCAGUCUGUCUGCCUCGGUUUCCUAAUCUGUCUAAUGGGUGGGCCCUGUGGCUCUGGGCAUGUGUAGUAAUUGCUCAGUAAAUGUUAGAGGUCACCAUCA